AAUCAUAUGAAACACGCAAGCAUGAAAUAUACUAUUUAUAUAAAAUAUAAUAACUAUUAUAUAAUGUUCACGUCAUGUUGUUUAUUUUAUGCAAUACUUAAAAAAUAUUAUGUUAUGUAAAGUACAAAGACAUUACAGAAGAAAAAAAUCAUAUAAGUUGAGACAAAUCUAAUCAACUUGUCGACAUCAGCUCAGACAUCAAGUUGUCUCUUUUUAUUUUGGAAAAAUUCCCCUCAAUAAGCUCAACUUAGUCGAGUGGAUUAGGCUUCCUUUUGAGUGUUUUAUCAUAUUUUUGAAUUUUAUAUUGAAAAGGUAUAUACUAUUAGAAAAGAGAAUGGAGAAACACCACAAAACUAGCGACAUCCAAGGUCACUCAUUCGCCAAAAUUUCUAAAGUUGCCACAAAAGGCACAAAACUUUCCACUAAAAGAAAUGUUACAACCGCUUUCAAUUCCCUCACCCUAAAUAAUGAACAAAAAAAGAUCCAAACACUAGUUAAUCAUUUCGAUUGCCGACCUUCACUUAAAAAAUAUGAAUAUCCUUCCUUAUGCUUUUCAUGGUCAUUUUCCCUUCUCUUUGACUCUUGUGGAAACUCUUAGAACAAUAUCAAAUUUUGUUUAACCCAAAAAGAUAAAGACAAACAUUAUCUGAGCCACGAACUCAAUUGAUUCAUAAAAAUUUCAUAUGUAUCGAGGAAGUAACGAUCAAAUCCAGGUGAUGAUCAUCUAGUGAAAAAAAUUACAAAAAUGGGGGUGCCACAAACCAUUGAUGUUGGUUCUCAUGUAUGGCUUGAAGAUUCUGAACUUGCUUGGGUAGAUGGAAUUGUGUUUAGCGUCACAGGACAUGAUGUUGAAGUUCAAACUAGUGAUGGAAGAACUGUUGUGGCAAAGUUCUCAGCAUUACAUCCUCGGGAUGCGGAAUCUCGAGCUGGGGGAGUUGAUGACAUGACUAACCUCCAUUACUUGAAUGAGGCUGAAGUCCUACAUAAUUUAGCAACAAGAUUUCAGAUAGAUGAAAUAUAUACUUACACGGGCAAUAUUCUUAUUGCUGUCAAUCCAUUUCAAGCCCUUCCACAUUUAUAUGAACCUGCGGUGAUGGAACGACAUAAAGGAGCAAAAAUGGGAGAGCAGACCCCUCAUGUUUUCACCAUUGCUGAUAUUGCAUACAGGGCAAUGAUUACUGAAGGUAAAAGCAAUUCGAUUCUUGUUAGUGGUGAAAGUGGAGCAGGAAAAACUGAGACAACUAAGAAUCUAAUGUGUUACCUUGCCUAUCUUGGGGGAAAUUCUGCUGCAGAAGGACAGACUAUUGAACAACAAGUUCUAGAAUCAAAUCCAGUUCUUGAAGCGUUCGGCAAUGCAAAAACAGCUAGAAACAACAAUUCUAGUCGUUUUGGGAAAUUUGUUGAGAUUCAAUUCGACAAUGUCGGAAAAAUUUCUGGGGCUGCAAUCAGAACGUAUCUUCUUGAGAGGUCACGUGUAUGCCAAAUUUCAGAUCCUGAGCGUAACUACCACUGCUUUUACCUUUUAUGUGCAGCACCAAAAGAGGAGAUAGAGAAGUACAAGCUGGGAGAUCCAAAAUCAUUCCAUUAUCUUAACCAAUCCAAUUGUUAUCAAUUGGUUGGUGUGAACGAUGCAAACAAUUAUCUAGCCACUAGGCGAGCCAUGGAUGUUGUUGGGAUAAGCGAGGAGGAACAAGAAGCCAUUUUUAGAGUUGUCGCUGCUAUUCUUCACUUGGGUAAUAUAGAUUUUGGAAAUAAUGAAGGAGACCAUGAAUCAUCGGUCUUAAAAGAUGAUGAUUCCAAAUUUCAUCUUGACAUGACUGCACAGCUCCUCAGGUGUGAUCCUGAAUCGCUGGAAGAUGCAUUGUGUAAGCGCAAAAUGAUAACGCCAGAUGAUGUUAUCAAGAAGAGUCUUGAUAUUAGUGGUGCUAUAAUUAGCCGGGAUGGUUUAGCAAAGACUAUAUAUUCUCGCUUAUUUGAUUGGUUGGUCGACAAAAUAAAUGUGUCCAUUGGCCAAGAUCCUAAGUCCAAGUGUCUGAUAGGGGUUCUUGAUAUUUAUGGCUUCGAGAGUUUUGAAUCUAAUAGUUUUGAACAGUUGUGCAUCAACUAUACUAAUGAAAAGCUACAACAACAUUUCAACCAGCAUGUAUUCAAGUCAGAACAAGCAGAGUACACAAAGGAGGAAAUUGAUUGGAGAUACAUUGAAUUUGUUGACAAUCAAGAUGUUCUCAGUCUUAUUGAGAAGAAAACUGGCGGGAUAAUUGCUUUACUUGAUGAGGCAUGCCUAGUACCAAAAUCAACUCAUGAGACAUUUGCGCAAAAGCUGUAUCAAACAUUUAAAGAUCACAAACGAUUCAUAAAGCCAAAGUUGGCUCGAUCCGAGUUCGCCAUUGUUCAUUAUGCAGGAGAAGUACUCUAUCAAUCCGAACAAUUUUUGGACAAGAACAAAGACUACGUUGUUCCUGAACACCAAAACCUGUUGAGUGCUUCACAAUGCUCUUUCAUACAACGUCUAUUUCCUUCCUUAUCAGAGGAGACCAGCAAACCAUCCAAGUUCUCAUCUAUUGGUUCUCGGUUUAAGCUCCAAUUGCAACAGUUGAUGGAGAUUUUGAACUCGACAGAUCCUCACUUUAUUAGAUGUGUGAAGCCAAAUCAUGUCUUAAAGCCCUCAAUCUUUGAGAAUCUUUAUGUCAUGCAACAACUACGUUCUGGUGGAGUUCUAGAGGCAAUUCGAAUCAAAUGUGCUGGAUAUCCUGCUCAUAAGACCUUUGAGGAGUUCUUAAAUCGAUAUAAUAUAAUUGCCCCAGAGGUUUUGACCAGAAGUUAUGAAGAAAAGGUAGCAUGCAAAUGGAUAUUAGAAAAGUCAGAGAUUACUCAAUAUCAGAUGGGGAUAACACGAGUAUUCUUAAAAGGAAAUCAGAUGGCAGAGUUAGAUGCUCAAAGGGCAAGAAUUUUACGAAACUCAGCCUCGGUCAUUCAAAGACGAGUUAGAACACGUUCAACACGUAAGAAAUAUGUUCUCAUGCGCCAAUCUUCUAUUCACAUACAAUCUCAGUGGAGAGGAUACCAUGCUCGAAAGUCCUACAAAGAAAUGAGAAAGGAGGUUGCUGCUGGUAAAAUCCAGAAGAAUUUGCGGAGGCAAGUAGCUAGGAGAACAUACACGAAUAUGAGGUCUUCUGCAGUUAUACUACAGUCUGCUUUACGAGCUAUGGCUGCUCGAGAGUACUUCUAUAAUAAAUUGGUAACCAAGUCAGCAACCAGGAUCCAGGCUGUUUGGCGCCGUCGUAAAGCCGUUCUAAACUAUGUGGAACUCCAAAAAAUUAAUUCCGAAAGAGCUGCUCUAGCUCAACAAUCUCCUGUAGGGACUUCAAAAAGCAUGCUUGUUGAAACAGAACAAGUCAUUCAUGAACAUGGACAAGAUAAUGGAGUUGGAGAGAACAAAUCAUAUACUGUAGUUGUAGAGCCUGCAACUUCUCAUGAAGGUUCUGAUGGUGAAAGAGAUAAUUCUAAUGUCGAAAAUUGGAAGUUCUUGCUUUGGGCAGAGAAGCAACGAGCAGAUAAUGCAGAAAGAAAAUACGAGGAAUCUGUGGAAUUGUGCGAGAGAAGGCGUGUCAAAUUAGAAGAAACAGAAUUCAGGGUUUACCAACUUCAAGCCUCUUUCAACAGGAUGUUAAAUUCCAUAUCAGAACAAUUCACAGAGCUGAAAGAGCUAUUGAAUCAUUCUAACAACUCUGCGUCUACUUCAGGAAGCAAUGCUCCUGCAUCUAAGUUUGCUGCUCUCAGAAACCGAAAUGCGUUCAGGGCUAUAGUGCAAACUCUUACAGAGACAGAAGGCAUAGGACCAGGGAAGGCCAAGAAAAAGGACGGAGCAUUUGAUGACUACUUUUGAUGAAACACAAUUUUGGUCAAAGAUAUCAACGAGAAGUUAUUUGACGUUACUCACUAGUUUAGUGUCGUACAUUGAGAUUUCAAUAGUAUUUAGGUGAUCUUGCCAAAUAGAUGGACAUAACUUUUAUCAUGACUCGUGGCUAACAUAGAGUACAGUCUAAUUAAAAAACUGUACAAAGAAUUUUGUGAGAAAUCAAUAUAUAUCAAUAUGCAAUAAUCAGAUUACAGUACUGUGAAUCAUUCCUUUCUUCCUUGUGUACUUUUUCUGGCUAAAAUAUAGUAAAUGGCGUGAUCUGCACUCUUCUCCAUAAAAUGUGAAGGGAACCCUCAAUUGUAUCGAGGAAUGUGUAUGAGUUGCAACGACCAUGAGAAAGUAUACUUGGCGGGUGGUCCAGAACAUGGCAAAUUUAGCAGCCCUCUUAGCUUCGAUGAAUAUGUGUUGAAUGCGUCCCUAUCCCACUAGGUAAGAUACUCUACAUAACGCUUAUACAUAUCUAUAUAUUUUUCAAGAUUGUGACUUGAAUCUUUAUUUUCUAGUAAUGGUCAGAAUAAGGAAAGUGCCUACUCUAGUCUCAACAACUGAUCAAACUCUUCUAACAAACAACAUCCCUAAUGCGAUACAUUCUAGUAUGAUUGAUUGUAUGUGGAUUUUGAAAAGUAUCAUUAAGAUACAAUGAAAUGUUUGGAAGUAUGCUUAUCAUGGCUGUUGUGUGAAGUAACUUUUGUUUUUGCUUUUCUUUGGUAUUGUAUGGUUUCGUGGGUUGGAUGAAGUUGUACAUCUCAAAAAUUGUAGGGAAGGUACCUUAUAGAAAUAUAUAUAUAUUUUUUAUUUUUAGUUAAAGAAUAAAUACAAAGAGUCUAAGAUCUUACUAUAGAUUUCUUUCUUGUAUUAUUAGACAUACAUAUGUAAUACAAAUGGCAAGCAGGGGAGGAAUGAGGAUUUGAUGAUAUGGGUUCAAAGAUUUUUUUCUAUAGGUAAUUUUCAUUUUCUUCAAUCUCACAUGUUUAACAAAAUAUGCCAUAGAAAACAACCAAUCCAACAUUCCCUUCUACUCCAACAAAUUACCACUAGUUAUUCAACAACCAUUGUGAAAAAAUCCAAACUUCUCCAACUAACUACCAUCAACACUUAGUUUAACAUUAGAGCCAAAUCACUAGCUAGAGCAAGCUUUCCCAAGACAAGAUAAGUUAGAUCUUGACUACAUAUAACCUUCAUAACCUCCCAGCUUUGUGCAGAGCCUCCAAAACCUUGUUGCAUUAUUCCAAACAAAUAUGCCUAAUUAACCAUGUCCCAAGAAACCCACAGAUCUUUCUCAUUGCACCUCCUCAUGCCACAACAUGUAUUUCUACUUCAAGCCUUCUUUCCCAUCUAGAGAAAUCAAAACAGAAACCCACAUUCGAACAUACACCAGGAGCAAGAGAUUGACCAUAAUGAUGAAACGUGAAAAUAUUUAUUAUAGAACCAUAUAUUGUGACUCAAAGUACGUACCUUUCCCAUCAUUAUCUUCAUAAUACACUUAAUGAUUGAUAUGCUUACUUCAAAUGCAUUCUGGAAACCCUUGGAUUGCUUAUAUACGAUUGAUGUGCUAUUGGUAGCGUAUUGUGCAAUUUCAAGGAAAAGCAGCCUAUUGGGCCACUUGGAAUCCGUAAGGGACAUCGAGGCCAAGUUGUUGAAGCAAGGAUUCAAAGACCGGACGUAAAGGAAAAAAGGCAUCCACGACACCGUUUUAGUGAAGAUAAAAGGCAGCCAUGAUGUCAUUUUUAGAGAGUCGUUCACCUCGUCAGGAAGUUAUCCCGGAGCAUCCUGAUUCGCUGGCCACAUGUUUGGAGCUGUUCGAUUGACUAUGAAUCCCUUGAAAAUUUUAUCCUCAAUUCAGCAAAUUGGGAAUUCCCAUCCUAAUUUUCACGGUUUGCCUCAUGCCCGUGAGGCGCCCUAUGAGAAGGACGAGAUGAUCCUCCAAAUCCAGUCACUUGUGUAUUAUGUGUCCAGGGAAGAAUUUUUUGUGUGCAUAUGCGCAUAUAAUUCAAAUCUCGAAUAAUGUCACACCCUAAGAAAAUACAAAGUUCGUCAUACUUUGAAUUGCUAGUCUGUGCGUUAAUAUGUGAUCUAAGGGAGGCUAGUGUAGGGAUUAUGAAGGAUGUCCUUGUCACGAAACUUGGAUCCAUCUUGAAAUAAAAACAUAUGGAGUGGUGCUUCCCAAAGCAGUCAAAAUCCGGAUUUUAUCUAAAAUCGAAAACUGGGGUAAAAUCGGAAUCGUUAAAUCGAAUCGUAGAAUCCUAGGAUUUUAAGUACCACAUAGAAAUUAACAUAUAAUAAUAUUAAUAAGGUAAAUCAUUAAUAACACAAAGACAUAUAACAUUUAAAGUGAUAAUUUUCAAGAUUAAUGUUCCAAAAUCAUCAUUUUAAUUGUUAUUUAAUGCGUAACUCAAAAUAAUUUAUGAGGAACAGAUAGAGCUCAUGGGGUUUGGCUCUUGUUUUUCAUGUUGUGUCUAGGUAGUUUAACUCAAAGUAGUAUUUCGACAUCGUCUACUAAGUAUGAUUUAAAACUAAGAAUAAGUGAACUCCAAUAAGAAUUUUAAUGUCAUUGGUUUGUUACAAAUAUAUUCAUUAAUAAAUUAAUUUGUUAAUAAUGAUAUUAAUUCUUUCGUACUUACAAUAUUAUGACAACUAUUUUACCGAUGAGUUAAAUAACAGGAAGGGAGAGUGGUUGACCGAACCCUAAUUAGGUUAUUUUAUCUUUUCAAAUGUUCUUUUAAUAGGAAAAAUAUAUGAGAAGAUCCCCAUAAUUUCCCUUUCCACCGAAACAGUUCUGCUUCUUUGAAUUGGCUCAAACUACCUAUUUUGUUCACAUAGGAUCAAAAUCUCGAUUUUGAUACGAUUUUAACGAUUUUAAUCCCGAUUUUGGACGAUUUUAAGGUCCACCAAUUUUAUAUUAAAAUCAGGAUCGGAAUCCCUAAGUAAAAUCCUAAAAUCCUAAGAUUUUACGAUCAAAAUCCCGAUUUUGACUGCACUAGUGCUUCCUACCAUUCCUUGUGAGUUCUCGAACUCCUCCUCAUAGGAAGGAGUCUUCUGCAUUUAAAGAAAAUAUGGGGUCAAUAUUUAUCUUUGUAAAAUCGAUCUCCUACCACUUAUAGUCUACUUCAAUAGACGAUGCUAUCACAAAUAAAGUGUGUGGUAAAAUCCAAGUGUGAGGCGUCCUUCCCAUGGAAAACAAUUGGUUUUGGAAGAGAUACUAGUUCAGUCUUGGUGGGGUAGGUCUAUGAGAUGAUGCUAGUUCCUCUAUCGUACAAGUAAAAUUUCCACCAGUAUGAUAGGAUUGCCAAUUUUUGGAUGUGUUUUCGAUGGCGCAGAUAAAGCUUCUGACACCCCUUGACUUCAUUGACCCUCCGCACAAUCGAGGAAAAGGAGCAAGCGCUUUUGCUUGAUCAUGCUUGCUAAGUACAAAAGUACAAGGCGCAAACCUCCUUCUGCAUAUAAAGAAGCACAAAAAAUGCAAUGUGGCACGACAAGAUCACCUUAAUAUGAAAAAUAUCAAAAUGACUUCAGUGGGCAAAAAUGAAAAUACUUCCUAAUAAAGAUUCAUAGGCUUCACCUUAAUAUUUGUAAAACAAGACUCGAGAAAAAAAAAAAGAACUUCAUCUCGUGAAAAGCGAAUCAUUUUCCUCUUAAGAGGUAGCUUUGAGCAUCAUUGCCAAGAUCGAAGGUUUCUAAGUGCAAUGGUUAACCUUGUAAGCUUCUUAUGAUCCGCUAUCUAAGAUUGGAAGUCACGUGUCAUCGUGAAGAUCUAGUAAGGAGAAGGAUGUUGAGCCUAGGUUUUUCUUAGGAACAAGCAAAGAUCAAGUGUUGGGUUAUUUGAUGAUAUGUGGAAAUAUCUAUUAUGGACCCCGGAUUGUGACUCAAAGUGCAUACAUAUUUCCAUCACUAUCGUCAUAAUACAUUGAAUUAUUGCUA
Messenger RNA from Linum trigynum, 7837 nucleotides. Lineage: Eukaryota; Viridiplantae; Streptophyta; Magnoliopsida; Malpighiales; Linaceae. The record is from the annotation of a GenBank genome assembly.